GCCGCGGCCUCCAACGAGGGAGGUCUACGCAAUCGUCGUUCGCAAUCACCGCUCAAGUAAACUCAGUUCGGUCUUCGCGACGCGCGUCCUUUUUGUCUUUGGCGUUUAACCAACGGCUCGAUCAUGUUGUGACGGAUGCACAAACGUGUGUCGCCAACGCAUCGCGUCUGCUCUCCGAACACCGCGAGGAUGUACGCGCGAUAGGGAACGUGCAUCUCUGUGGAAUCCGAGAUCGCAGCUCCGUCGACUCCGAGCAACAGAUGUGACCAUCGUACGCGUCUCGUUCUUUAUAUUUAGUUAACCAAGAUUUUCUCAGUUGGUAACUCUCGCACACGACGCCUCCGAUUUGGAUAUCCGCAGUGUUUGUAUUCCUUGCCAAGAAGCGUCGUAACAAUAACAACGUGGAACGAGUGCGCCUUGAAUGUCAUUGAUGGGAGAUAAGAAAUGGUUAAAUGGCUAAUUCGCAGAUAAUAUUGAUCCAGAUAUUCAGGGAAAUAAGAGGAAAUCUUGUAGAGUCUGCGAUUGCGUAAAUGAGAGAAUCUUUCAUCGUUCUCUAAGGACUUACCUGCGACUUAAGGGCACCGAAUUGUAUGCAGAGGGUAAAAGGCGAAGGAAAGAGAAUUCCUUUGUCCUCUGAAGCAGUGCGGAAGAAGAAGAAGAAGCGAGGAGAGAAGCUGUGAGGAGGGGAGAGAGAGAGAGAGCUGAACGGAGCAACACGCGGUCGAGUUUCUAUCUUGGAGGUACCUGAGAGGACGACGAGUGAAUCGACGAGGGAGAGAGAAAGAGAGGAAGAGAGACGCUUUACACACCGGUGAACGGCCGUCGUUGUCGUUGCCAGCGGCAAAGGGCAACAACCACGCUGCGGCCGGAGACUCUACCUCCUUCUACUCAAGGCCAGAGCAUCGCGGCCCACGCGGUCUUUUGUAAGCUUCGUCGGGGCCCGAUUUCGUACGUGUCGUAGUGACAGCUGUCGUGCGCGAAAUGCUCCGAAAUUGGCGGAGGUAGAACAGACCGCGGGGACUGCAUCUCGACAGAUCGAGGGAAAAGAGUGAAAGAAAGAAAGAGCGCGAAGGAUAGUGAAAAAGUGUUUUUAUUUUCCUGUGACCAUGCAGAGGCAGAGGCUACUACCGGACGCCAUGACAACGAUGAUUAGGGCAGCUGUUCUCGCAGCUGUCUUGGGACAACUACUGGGUGCCAGCGCGGCCAGCAGGCCCGCCGGUGCCCACCCCGGACACGCGUAUUUCGAGCAACCGUGCUGCGGACGUUCUCAUCUCAGGCACCACAAAGAACACGUGCGGGAAUUCAGCUGCGGCAUGCUGUACUACAGGACGCUCUACCUGGACAGUAAGAGGGAUGCCCUAUACGUCGGAGCUAUGGACAAGAUCUUCAGGCUAAAUCUUAGUAACAUCAGUCAUUCCAACUGCGAGAGGGACGCUCUGAAUUUGGAACCCAGCAAUGUGGCAAAUUGCGUGUCCAAAGGCAAAUCAGAGCAUUUCGACUGCCGAAACCACAUAAGAGUGAUACAGCCGAUGGCAGACGGCAAUCGCCUUUACAUGUGCGGUACGAACGCGCACUCACCUAAGGAUUGGGUGAUUUACAGCAAUCUAACUCACUUGCCACGCCACGAGUUUGUCCCGGGAGUGGGGAUGGGCAUCGCGAAGUGCCCCUAUGACCCUGCGGACAAUUCGACGGCGGUCUGGGUCGAGAAGGGCAAUCCCGGAGACCUGCCAGCUCUUUAUUCUGGCACGAACGCCGAGUUCACCAAAGCCGAUACCGUAAUCUUCCGCACGGAUCUCUACAAUCUGACUACCGGUCGCAAGGCGUUCAGUUUCAAAAGGACUCUCAAGUACGACUCCAAAUGGCUCGACAAGCCGAACUUCGUGGGUUCGUACGACAUUGGCAGCCACGUGUUCUUCUUUUUCCGCGAGACCGCGGUCGAAUACAUAAACUGCGGUAAAAGUGUGUAUUCCCGCGUGGCGAGAGUUUGCAAGAGGGACACCGGCGGUAAAAAUAUACUCGCGCAGAAUUGGGCCACAUACCUCAAGGCCAGAUUGAAUUGCUCGAUACCCGGCGAGUUCCCGUUUUAUUUCAACGAAAUACAGAGCAUUUACAAGGUGCCGGGUGACGACACGCAUUUCUAUGGUACCUUUACUACAUCGACGAACGGACUAAUGGGCUCCGCGAUAUGUUCCUUCCACAUUGACGCCAUCCAAGAGGCUUUCCGCGGAAAGUUCAAAGAGCAAGCAACUAGUAGUAGCGCGUGGCUACCGGUUUUGUCCAACAAGGUGCCGGAACCGCGCCCGGGCCAAUGCGUCAACGACACGGAGUCGUUGCCGGACACCGUCCUGAAUUUCAUAAGAUCCCACCCGCUGAUGGACUCCGCGAUCUCGCACGAGAACGAGAAGCCGGUCUUCUACAAGCGGGAUGUCAUGCUCACGCGAUUGGUCGUUGAUAAGCUACGCAUCGAUUUCGUGGGCAUCGAUUUGGAUUAUACCGUCUACUACGCCGGCUCCAGCGAUGGCCGCGUUCACAAGGUUGUACAGUGGAUCGACAGCAAUGGCGAAUCCCAGUCGAUCUUGCUGGACGUUUUCGACGUCACGCCGGGCGAGCCGAUACAAGCGAUGGAGAUCUCGAAGGAGCAUAAGGCUCUCUACGUGGCGUCGGAUCAUCGGAUAAAGCAGAUCGAUUUGGUGAUGUGCACACGGCGAUACGACAACUGCCUGCGAUGCGUCCACGAUCCGUACUGCGGAUGGGAUAAGGACACGAACACGUGUAAACCCUACGAACCAGGUCUUCUUCAAGACGUGUCGAACACCACGGCGGACGUUUGCGACAGCAGCGUCGGCAAACGGAAACUGGUUGUCACGUGGGGGCAGUCGGUGCAUCUGGGUUGCUUCGUGAAGAUGCCGGAGGUGCUAGCGAAUCAGGAGGUACGGUGGUACCAUUACAGCAAGGAGAAGGGAAGGUAUCAGAUCGCGUACAAGUACGGCGCCGGCGGCGACAAAUUCAUCGAGACCUCGGAGAAGGGUCUGGUGAUCGUCGGCGUGAACGAGCAGGACGCCGGUAGGUACGACUGCUGGCUCGGCGGCGCUCUCCUGUGCUCGUACAACAUCACCGUGGACGCGCACAGAUGUUCGGCGCCCGCCAAGUCCAACGACUACCAGAAGAUUUAUUCGGACUGGUGUCACGAGUUCGAGAAGUACAAGUCGGCGAUGAAGAGCUGGGAGAGAAAGCAAGCGCAAUGCGCCUCGAGGCAGAACGACAGCAAUCAGAAUCUACACACGAACGAGGUGUACGGCACGCCCCUCGUCUGAUGGAGCCGAUCGUUGGGUCCCUCGUCGAGCCGAGAUUAUGAUGACACGAUGAUACGCAUAAGUGUCCCGCCAAGGAAUCGCGGCUGGACCAUGACCGGUUGGAUCGGCCUGGCCUUCCUGUUGGCCGGUCACGCCACCGCGCUCGGCCCGUUGGUCACUCGAGGACUCUUAUGUGACUGAGCGCGAUUCGCGAAACCGGUGAACUCUCUCCGAAUACCUUAAAAAAGGUGUGAGAAACGCGUGAUCGAUCGUGCAUACUGCUAUCCACGUGCCACGGUGUCGCUGCCGAUCGCGAGUGACCAUCGAAUUUAUUUGGCGGUCGGUGACCCGCGAGAAUAUUCCAGUUCCAUUCUCGUCGCGCACCCGAGACUUUCCGUUACGUAAAUAUAUAUACACAAUACGUAUAUAUUUCGCACUCGAAAUAUAUUGUAUAUAUGUAUAUAUAUUUCGUAUUCGCUUCACUGUAAAUAAAUGUGUCGCGCGCGAGCCGCGAAAGUGAGACCGGACGCUGAAUGCCGCGAAAUUACACGAGCGCGAGAGACACAGCGGGACGAUCCUCGGCUCGGUAAAUUUCGAUACUCGUGCGCAAUCGCGCACGGAGUGAUGUUCCUCGGGGUGAACGGACGAUACCUCUUGUGCCGAAGAAUCGUGGAGACAGUCCUCGAUUCCUCUCACACCUGGACCGAUCGGUGGCUGAAAGCUGUACCGGAGUAAACGCGCAGUUCCCUUUCCUUGGACUUUUAAUUAAUUUGCGAGACGGAAGGAAAUUUUAUGUGUAUAUAUACGGAUAUCGGAGCCUCAUUUACACGGGAGACAACGCAACGUUGAUCGCGAUAUCAUUGUGACCGAGAUAUCGAUUAUCGAUGGAACGUCAACAUCAAGCGGUGCGUCGAAGGGAGAAAGGCGCGUUUCCCUGCAGUUGUUUUCGCAUCCGCGAUAGGGGCGACCGACGAGCGAGGUCGAGGUGGAGCUUCCCGACAACGAGGGUGGGGGCAUCGAUUGGAGAACACACAGUUCGCAAACGGCAAACGGCUCGCACCCGCGAGGCUGAGAAGAUGCGGCGGAAAGUCGGAGGAAAGAAAGGUAAAACCAUCGCGUCGCGGAAUGGAGCGAGGAAAAACGAAACGUGGCCGACGGGCGCGUUUACGAUGUCACGCAGGUUACAUAUGAGAUUAUUAUCGGCUUUAGAGACCUUCGUGCGAGCCGCCGCUGCGCUGCUGCACUCGCGCGACGCUGGUUAGCUUUCCAUAUCACGUUCGCCACUUUUGCGGCGCGCACACGCCUAUUUUCUACCUGCACCCCUCAAACUCACCCACCCCUCCCUCUCGACACCGGCGCGUUUUCCUUCAUUUUUCCCUUCAUAUAUCGCAUCUCGACGAUCGCGCGAGCUACCGCCUGUUAUCUUUUGUUUGCGGGAACCUUCGUGUCGUUCUCUGAUCAUCGCCCAUUAUUCUUCGCGUAUACCCACCUGAGACGCAUGACGAAACGAGCGCGCGAUGACGCCGCGUUUUUAUCCCUCCCCGCACAUUCGCAUUGUGUGUUGAUAAAAGCGCGUCGUACUCGCGUGUCGUGUCGUGUCGCGCGGAACCAUCAAAAAACCGCGUCGGGCUCCAGUUCGCGAGGAACCACCACCUCGAGUCCCUUCGCGACGCGUCGUCAUCGUCGAGAACCAAACAAUCCUCUCCUCCUUUCCUCUCUUCAAAUCAAGGUGCUACGCGGGUCUAUUUCCUCCAAGGGAAAUCGGAAAGACCCGUGGUCUCAGAUCCCCGCAUACAUUUCCUUCAAGUGCGCGUAACCUCGUUUUUUUUUUAAUCCGAUUCUUUCCUCACGGACACACACGCGCGCGUGCGCGCGCGCGCGCGUACACGAGAAAUGCGUAUAUGCACUUAACGAGCGAUCAACGGCGACCGUUAUGUAUACGCGCCCGUGCACUGUACAUAAUACCGGACUUAGAGGAGUCACGUGUACACAUUUUCCGCUUAGAUAAGUCUAAUAUUAGCGUAGGGGAUAUACAUGUUUGCUUAUAAGUUUUCGAUGAACACGGCCGGAGAGAGAUCUCUCUCGUUGCAUCCCGCGGUAUCGCUGAGCAAACCGGAGUGAACGACCGCCGGCAAAACUAAACGCGGAUGCUCUGGGGCACACAUCGAGGCGGGCGAUCGUUUGGACGACUUCCGGACUCGAGAGACUGCGCGGGCUGUCGGAGCCAGCAUUGCGUUCCUUUUUUUUUCCGCGUAUACAUCCAACACUUACACGUGCUUUGGCAUGGAAAAGCCUACGGCGCGCGGCGUCCGUGAAAUCUGCUUCGCCCGAAAAUCAACCGGAGCACUUCGGCAUCACACCGUUACUUGAUUUAUCUUGAGAUAUUAAAUACGUCGAUUAUUACCUUUUUUUUAAUUAUCAUUGGCUUUCGUUACGCUCCAUUUUUCAUACCGCUCGAGAGCUUCUUUCGGAUGUGGGAACGGGCGUUUCCGAGUUCGUGAUUAUCUGUACAUAGAUAAUAGCGUUAUAUUUUUAUAAAAAAAAAAUGACAGGGAAGACUUACUUGCUAAAAAAUAACGGCAUGAUUUUAAUGUAUUGUUAGUAUUUCGACUAUUCGCUUUCAGUCAAGUUUGAUUGGACGCGAAAAAAUAACUGGACUUUGAAAUAAACAAAUAUUUUUCGACACGUAAAAUGACAGAAAUUCAAUUUUGCCAUGCUUCAUCGCUAAUUUUGCAAGUUGCGUACGUCCUCGUUUAUAGCAAUCGUCCAUGAAAAUAUGCAAAACUCGCGCCAUAGUGGAAAAUAGCGUUCGUGUUUAGCGUCCGUCCGACUUUUCCUCGGAGAUUCUCGACAUACAUUUUAUAAUCAACGCGACAACAAGCGGUUUAAUCGGUGCUCAUUUAGCGCGGUUUGUCGAACGAUCGGCGUAUCGAGAUAGCACCCCAGCCAAGCCAUAAUCAGCACACAAUACACGUAGGCUAUAAAGAGUAGUAGGGGAGGUCAUGACGCCUUUCUACACACGGAUUUCAGUUCCCACAAGUAGUUUGUCGCAUCGGCGCAUAGUUUUCGCUCUUACUCUUAAGUUUUUGUAAAUAGACAAUUUAGAUAAGUAAUAUCUACAGUAUCCUCGGUAAUACAGCAGCGCGGGGAUGCCCGAUCGAGCCUCGGUGCGCGCGCGUCUGUUAUUAACUUCUGUACAGAUAUCGUCGCGAUUGAAGACGAUUUACCUUUUGUACCUAUAAGGCUCAACCUAUACGAGAUGGUAUGCGAUAAGUGGGAGGGACUCCGAUAAGGAAACCGCUGAAGGAAUCUGAGAGAAUGGCGGGAGUUGUACCUAAGCGAGAUCUAGGAAGACGUAAGAGAGUAAAUACAAUAAUCUAAUCCUCGAGUAUGUACUUAUUAUGAGCUUCAACAAGUAUUGAAUAGUAUUAUGACGUAGGAUUUAAGACGGAACACACGUUAGGGAUAAAAUCGAGAGACUUUCGGAUCGACCGAGCCAGCCGCGAAGUCGCGCGGAUCGACGAGGAUUCCGUUGCCCCUCGAAAGUUUCUCUCGUCGCUCUUGAAAAUUUUCGCGCAGAAGACCUUCGCGUUUUCGAACGAGAACGAGGAGCGAACUCACUCCUCGUCGAUCCGCUCGGUCCACUUGUAUCUACAAAUCAUCCUUAAAUUCAUCCAAUCAUCAACCGACGUCCCGGAUCGUACUAGAUCGCAGACGUGUCUGGAUAUAUAGAGAGGAGCAAAGAAGAGCGGUCGAAAGAGUGCUAUGUACGCGUGUUUGCGUAUGUGUGCGUGCGUGCGUGCGUGCGUGCGUGCGUGUGAUUGCGUGAUGUCAUGGAUUGAUACGUAAAGAAUAGUAACUUACCUAUCGUAUAUUUAAAGAAAGUUAUAAAAAAAAGAGUAAAAGCAAACGUAAUAUUACGAUAGAAUAGUAAAGUACACGAACUUUGGCUAAGAGCGCCUUCGUGCAGUCCUCGUGGACCACGUAACGCCAUGUCAUCCCGCGCGUUUACGGUGACGGGGGAAGAGAAGGAGGGAGGGACGGUGGGUCGUAUCGAUCGUGAAUGAUGGUCCCCCGGUUCUUGCCGGAUGUGCGAAGAAGUGCGUGCCCGAUGCGAGUGCACGAGGGCGCGCUUCGGGUUGGAGUAGGCGUGAUCACGGAAAGCAAUCUAAGUUGAACCUAAAGUUGUUAGAUAUAUUAUUUGUAAGAUUACUGUAUGUUGCGUGAAUGCGAUUGAUGCGGCGGGAUAUCGCGAGCGGAACGAUCGAUCGGCGACGUAGAGAGGAAAGGUAGCCUGCCCCGCCAGCGAGGCAAAGUAGUUUCGCCGCUGUUCGUCGAGACGUCGAGCUCGAAACGCACCCGAACGUUAGAGAGAGAGGGAGAGAGAAAAAAAAACAGACCUCAAGACAUCACUGCCUGCGAAAUCCUAAUCGAUUAUCCCGCAACGUCGACCGCGAGAAGGUGAGAUAGACUAUAGAACUCGGUUUAAUGUAAUGCGAUACGAGACGAUUUUGGGUGACGAGCCCUACUCGUGGUUACUCGUGUAAGGGAAAACGCAAAGGGGGAAGCGACGCCCUAACUGAAUAAUUAGUUACGAUGACAUUACUACUACGAUAGGAGGAAGGAAAAGAAAGAUAGGACCCGCGAUAACGAUUUAUUAAAAUAUAUCACUAGGACUAGCCGACGACUGUCUUAGGUUUCAAGUAUCGGAAGCGUAGACUCGUUUCUCGGGUGGUGUAGCGAAGGAAGGGGGACGGGACGGAGAAGGAUUUGCUACACAUGGCGCUGCGUGUACCCUUUACUUUUUUCAACCUGAAGAUCACGGACGCGGAAGAGCGGGAAUGAUUCGUUUGACCGAUUUCCUCUUAAUUUCGCCCGCCUUUCUUUCCGCUCUCGUGUCACCGUGCGCCGUUUUUCUUCCGUUUUUCUUUCUUCCCCCGCCCAUUUUUUUUACGGAUAUAUCUUGCCUUAAAGCAGAAAAUUGGAGCGAACUCGCGCGCUCGCGCGCGAGAUUAAUAGUCCAUUCGUAUCGUGGAAAACUCAUCCUUCAUCAUCGCCGUAUUUUUCUUCGUUCCUUCGGUUCGCUUCUUUUUUGCAUUUUGCUCGUUCCUGUCGACAGCAGAGCGAUCAAGGGUGGAAAUUAGGGCCGGGCGGCAGCGCGCCGUGAGUCGUUUUGAAGCUCGUAGGAGAGCCGAUAUACCGCUUAGGGGAAUUCAAUUUAGCCGCACGGUGUAAGGGACGGAUCCGCGCAGCGCUCGAGGUAACGCCACCCGCUACCUCGGGCAUGCAUCGGCGCAUCGGCAGUUUUGUUUAUGGAACGUAAUCGUGAAUAUCGAUCUUCCUCCAAGCGCCCCCGCCAAACGUUCUAUUUGUUCGCACCGGGCGAUAUGUUUAUCGAUUAAAUCAAUUCGGCCACACGCGUCAUCAGCCUGCGCUCGUCCAACGAGAGCACAGUUCUUUCUGCUCAGAAUAAAAGUAACUUUUCGAAAGGUUGCGCAAAAUUUUAUGUUUAAAAUCAUUUCUAUCUCGGGAUUAAAUCAAAUUUUAUCGUUCAUAUUAUAAUUAUGAAGAAUUGUCUUGUAAAUUCUGCAGCUGCUUUGGAUUGAGAACGAAAGCGGAAUCCCGCUGAGUAUACUGUUGUAAUUUUAAUCUGCGUUGCGCACGAUCACACGCGAUAUACGAUCGAUCGAUUCACGGUACGCGCCGCCUAGAAAAAUUCAGACUUAUCGACACGUAUGUGCGAUUAUCAUCGUUAAUAACACGACCGUAGGUAAUUUUUAGUUCAAAGAAUUUCGUACGAUAAGAGACCCUUUUAGAUAUUCACCUAUUACCUAAACCUAAACAUCCAAUCGCUAUUUUUAUCAAAAAAAAACAUGUUAAAAAUCUUUAAUAGUUAUCCAUUGUUCACUAUUGCUAUAAUAAAGUUUUGCUUUAAUAAAUGA
This is a messenger RNA of Wasmannia auropunctata (little fire ant), 9235 nucleotides long. RefSeq names its product semaphorin-2A (gene Sema2a). NCBI's taxonomy places the organism in Eukaryota, Metazoa, Arthropoda, Insecta, Hymenoptera, Formicidae. The transcript is spliced from 11 exons. Gene Ontology annotation, molecular function: chemorepellent activity; semaphorin receptor binding. The coding region runs from base 1107 to 3314 and encodes 735 amino acids. Gene Ontology annotation, biological process: positive regulation of cell migration; negative regulation of axon extension involved in axon guidance; negative chemotaxis. The record is from RefSeq and is a predicted model, not a curated record.